AUGGUCCUCGCUGCAAUCGUCCAGUUCUGUGCACGUCACAACGUGAAAGACAACACAUUGCGCUGCGUGGAUGCGAUAAAAUGUGCUGCCGGUAAAGGUGCCAAAGCAAUCUUUCUGCCUGAAGCCAGCGAUUUUAUUGGCCAAGGUGACGCCUACAACAGGCUGUCUGAGCCAUUAGAGAGUGGCUACUUCAUGAGUGCAGUCAGAGACGCCGCGAAAGCGUCAGAGCUUUGGGUGUCUGUGUGUGUCCACGAAGCCGGUGGCUCGGACGGUCGCUGCUUCAACACCCAAGUACUCAUCAGCGACAAAGGUUCUAUCGAAUCUUCUUAUAGGAAGAUACACCUCUUUGACGUGAAGGAUGUUGGGCCUGGCAAUACGCCAGUGCUUGAAAGCGCUUCCACAGAGCCUGGUAGGCGUGUCGAGCAGCCGCGUCACACGCCAUUCGGGAGAACCGGCAUGCUCACCUGCUAUGAUCUGAGAUUCCCAGAGGUCAGCUUGAUGCUGAGGGAGAAGGGUGCCGACGUCAUCACAUACCCCAGCAGCUUCGCAGUGAAGACGGGCAGGGCGCACUGGGAAACACUUCUCAGAGCCAGAGCUAUCGAGACACAAUGCUAUGUGAUAGCAGCAGCACAGGCUGGCGUGCACACCCACGCCGGUAGAACAUCCUAUGGUAGAUCCAUGGUUGUUAAUCCCUGGGGUGGGAUUGUUACGCAGCUGGGCGCUUGCAAUACAGAUCCCAAGCCAUACGAUGAUACCCAACCUCUUCCUGACACACCUACUGAAAUCGCUUACUUUGACAUCGAUCUAGAGGAAAUACAGAAAGUACGCGCUGCAAUGCCACUCCAGCAACAGCGUAGACAUGACAUUUAUGCUGCUUGA
Wallemia ichthyophaga EXF-994 is the source of this 879-nucleotide messenger RNA. Its product is annotated as Nitrilase-like protein 1. The record is from RefSeq and is a predicted model, not a curated record. Bases 1 to 879 code for a protein of 292 amino acids. Gene Ontology annotation, molecular function: hydrolase activity, acting on carbon-nitrogen (but not peptide) bonds, in linear amides. NCBI's taxonomy places the organism in Eukaryota, Fungi, Basidiomycota, Wallemiomycetes, Wallemiales, Wallemiaceae. The transcript is spliced from 8 exons.